Molecule: messenger RNA, 1221 nt
Organism: Nannochloropsis gaditana CCMP526
Exons: 1
Coding region: 127-981 (284 amino acids)
Biological process (GO): tRNA processing
Cellular component (GO): nucleolar ribonuclease P complex
Source: RefSeq, a predicted model, not a curated record
ACAGCCUGACAGGGAACGUACGAGCGCAUGCCGUGGCUCUCGCCAGGUCAGCGCAGUGAGCUUUGUCACCCCCCUAAAUAGCGUUGCAGUGGACUAAGGAAACGAAGCCAUCUCUAUGCCAGACGCAUGGAUCCGGCGACGAUAAGGAUUUCCGGUGCAUUUAGUCGCCUUCUCGAGAGCUUCAGAGUGCCUUCGUCUGCACUUGCUCCGAGGCUGUCGAUUUCCGCUCAGCGGGGCAAGCCCGCCUCUGACAACGUCGAGCCGGCCCUGCUCUUACGCCUCGAUUACCUUUGGAAACAGGCCUUAAGUCACCUUCCCACCAAUCAAACAUAUUCACGUGCGUUGUCUCGAAAAUUUAUUCGCCUGCGCGACUUGUUCUCCGCUCAUGAAGUCCUACAUCCACACUUGUCCGACUGCCUAUGUCCUGUGUGCGGGGUGAUCCUUUUUCCUGGUGUCACGGCUCGGACCCGCGUCCAACAUGGGGCCAAGAGAUCUCAGGCCAAUGCCCGCCGUAAGUGGAUGCGCCUUUCUAAUCAAAACAGUGACCCGAGGAGUGGAUAUGCGGCCAACGUGCCCUGUUCGCUGAAGAACCGUGUGACCUACGCCUGUAUGCUCUGCAAUAGGGGUUCGCGCACGAUGGACGGGGCGACAAGGCGGUCGGAAGAUAAGCGGAGCACAUUGGGUGAGGCAAGAAAGGCUGAGACGAGCCUUCUUUGCCCUGGUGCCUCUGGGGAGCUCUCAUCGUCUUCAAAGCAGCAAGUUCCAGACACGACGGAGGAGGAGGACUUCAUUCCUCUGCAAUCGGAAAGCUUCAGACAACUUCAAAAGCACCAGAAAACUUUAGCCCCGCCACGCUUGCUCCUGGACCCAAAGCCACGCAAACGAAAGCGCCAGGAAGAACCAAGCCGGGAUGGUCAGAAGUCGGUGUCUCGGUCUCUAGGUCAGGUACGAGGAUUUCUCGCGUCCUUCCAGAAAGGAUGAGCAUUUUUCUGGAUGAAACCUGGUGCCUCUACUUUUGAGGUUGUUUCAUACCUCCUUCUAGAUUAUGGAAUACUUUGCCACAGGUAUUAUCGAUAAUUUAAUCUGGCUCUAGAUAUAUUGCAUAUAUGUGGCCGACCGUCGAUUGUAAAUGCCUUCGUACAUGUUGUGGGGCUAAAGAAGGUGUCAUUUAACACAUGACGAGAAAUGAAUUGGCCAAUGAAAGAGAAACAUUACAAGCAG